Messenger RNA from Paramecium pentaurelia, 1771 nucleotides. The record is from the annotation of a GenBank genome assembly. NCBI's taxonomy places the organism in Eukaryota, Ciliophora, Oligohymenophorea, Peniculida, Parameciidae.
AUGAAAAAUAUAAUAAGUGCAUUAAAAGUUUUACCUUUUGAAAAUAAGAUAUGUCAGCUUCCAAUUGAUGAUUCUAAAAUUAACAAGCCAAGAAAGGUAUAUAAAAAUUUAAUAGAACUCUUAGGUUAUUGGUUAUUGUUUCAGUGAUGUAACACCAGAACAAAAGGAAAAUCCAAGAUUGAUAGCACAUUCAAAAUCAGCAUUUUCUUUAAUCAAUGUAGAUUUGGAUGUUAAAAAUGAAGAGAAUAUUUAAAUAUUAGCUGGUAACUUAGUACCUUCUUUGGCAAGACCAUUAGCUCAUUGUUAUUGUGGUUAUCAAUUUGGAAAUUGGGCAGGAUAACUUGGAGAUGGAAGAGCUAUUACUUUAGGAGAUUUAAAUGGAUAUGAAUUAUAAUUAAAAGGAUCUGGAUUGACUCCUUAUUCCAGAUUUGCUGAUGGAAAAGCUGUAAUCAGAUCAUCCAUUCGGGAAUAUUUAUGUUCUGAAUUUAUGUUUCAUCUAAAUAUUCCUACAACUAGAGCUGCUUCACUUGUAAUUACAGAUACAAAAGCAGAAAGGGAUAUAUAUUAUGAUGGACAUCCUAUAUAAGAAAAUUGUGCAGUUGUUUUAAGAAUUGCAGAAACAUUUUUAAGAUUUGGAUCUUUUGAAGUAGAAAUUGAUUUAAAUCCUAAAAAUACAAUCAUACCUCAACUUUGGAAUUAUUGCAAAAAAUAUUACUUUGCAGAUAAAGAAAAUCCAUUUUAAGAAAUUGUUAAUAGAACAGCAAAAUUAGUUGCAUAAUGGUAAUGUUAUGGAUUUUGUCAUGGUGUAUUAAAUACAGAUAAUAUGAGUAUUAUUGGAUUAACUAUUGACUAUGGUCCAUUUGGAUUUAUAGAUUAUUUUAAUAAAAAUCAUAUUUGUAACAAUAGUGAUAAAGAAGGUAGAUAUAGUUAUGCUAAUUAACCUUAAGUGUGUUUAUGGAAUUUAAAUAGAUUAAGUGAAGCUUUGGAAAGUGUCAUACCUAAAGAUUAAAGUAAGUAAAUUAUUUAAGAUUCAUAUUGGGUUUAAUAUAAAAAAUGGUAUUAUCAUUAUAUGCUAAGAAAGUUAGGAUUAAUUGAUGAAAAUUAGAUGGAAUUUACAAAAUCUUAAUGUAUUUUAAUAGAUUCCUUUUUUGAUAUAUUACAUUAGAGUUGUACAAAUUUUACAAAAGUAUUUUAAAUUUUACAAUAAAUCGAAAUACCACAUUAAAAUUAUGUAGAUGAAGAAGUUGAAUUAAAUCAAGAAGAUAUUAAAAUUAUAUAAUAAUUGGUUUAAAUUUCAGCACCUAGAGAGGUUUAUCUUCAGAUGAGAAAACCUAAAAUAUCAAAAUAAUAAAUUGAUUAAUUUAUUUAAUAUGCUGCUUCAUCUAGAUAAUUAUUACAUAUGUUUGGAAUUGAUGAAAAUUGGCUUUAACAAUAAAUAUAAUUGUAUAAAGAAUAUGAACAAAUACAAGUAAUAUCAGAAUAAGAAAGAUUGAAAAUAAUAUCCUUAUUAUGGUCUGAUUGGGUUAUGUAAUAUAAAUCUGAAACAAAUUAAGCAAAUCGUAUCUAAAUAAUGGAAUAGAUGAAUCCAAAAUAUACAAUUACAAAUACUGUACUCUAAACUAUAAUAUAAGAAGUGGAAACCAAUUAAAAUUUUGGUUUAUUAUAAAAAAUUUAAUCAGUUAUUGAAAAUCCAUAUGUGAAACAUACAGAAGUAGAUGAAAUUUUUAAUUAAAUUUGUAAUAAUGAAAUUUGUGUUAGUUGCUCUUCAUGA